AAUCGAAAAGAGAGUUCAGAAAUUCAUUGCAAAUGUUGCUAAAUUAGUGUUUUUGUAGAAAUGUAAAAAAAGUAAACUGGAUUACACUUCCGGUUGAUGACGUUUUGUCUGACGCCGCAGCCUGUAGCGCGGGAACAACAAGCAGACGGUGUGGAUGUGUGUUUGAAGUCUGGAAACAAAACAAGUUAACUACACAGUCAGAGAUGGACCCUUCAGAGGUGGAGUUCCUCGCAGAGAAAGAAAUAGUGAAGAUAAUCCCAAACUUCAGCCUGGACAAGAUAUACUUAAUCGGGGUAAGUGACCUUCGCUCAUAUCUUUUUGUUUCAACCGUAAUAACAACGCCAAACGCACACAGCAUUUCACCCCGGUAUGAGCCAAACUGGACUUACCAUGCAGGUAAACGGUUGAUUUUUAUUGGGGUACCUUAAUACUGUAAUGUUUUGAGGGAUUAAACUCGGGUGUCUCUUCGUCCUCAGGGAGAUCUGGGUCCCUUCAACCCUGGUCUACAGGUGGAUGUCCCCGUGUGGCUGGCCCUGAACCUGAAACAGAGGCAGAAAUGUAGAAUUGUUCCCCCGGAGUGGAUGGAUGUUGGUAAGACAUAAACAACCUUCAAAAUUGUGGAAACCCAUAGCUCAUAUAUUACAAACACAACUCCAAACAGCUACACUUGAAGUACAAACCCACAGGUCUUUCUCGAGUGUCACUCUGAAUCACAGCUCUGCAAAUCUCUGAACACAAAAUGCAUCCUUGAGCCCACCUGGAUGUUGCACUUCUUCACACUUAAUAGGAAUGAACACUUAAAUCUUGAGCGAGAGUACCAAAGAGGCCUUGAGUGACAAACACAGAUGCUACAAGCAUGUGUCACCACUCCAGGUGAUGUAGACAGCUUAUGUUGGUAUCCAUGCAGAUAAGAGGCAGGUACGAAUCAACCUUCCAGUUGUUUUUCCUCGCUGCUUGGACAGAGAGAACAUUGCAGCUGAUGUGGACGAGGUCCUCUGGCCUGACUAGGAUGGGGGCAGGAUACAGAAUAAUCCCUUUCACAGCAUUGAUCUGAUCAGCUGAACAAACAUUUCCUUCACUGCCUACCUGUGUCUGUGCACAGAUUUUCUUUUACAUAUUUUCACACACUUACAUGCAUUUGAAUAUGUAAUAGACCCUCAUGAAGCCAAAAAAACAUGCAUGCACAUUUGAUGGUAAUGUUUUGAAAGAUCACACCAGUUUUUAUUAUUAUUAAAUGUCUUUAAACAUCUGGGAAAAUCUGUAAUUCUUGUGUUUUCCAAUGAGGACAUUAAAAGUGUUCAUAUCUCAUAUCUGUUUGUGCAGAUAAACUGGAGGAGAUGCGAGAUCUUGAGAGGAGAGAGGAUGCCUUUACACCUGUUCCCAGUCCUUACUACAUGGAGUUGACCAAAUUACUACUAAACUAGUAAGUCUCAUGCAGGUUCAGCUCAAAGUAUUAUGUCCCAAAAAGUUCAUUUUUUCCCCAUAACAAUAUGACAGUCAGUCUAGUUCUAUGCUGGGGUGUCAUCAAAGUCCAGGUUGUUUUGAUAACUCCUUCAACUCACAUGGCUUGUUGGCUCUGGUGUCUGUCAUCAUUCUCUUGAUGAUACCCCAAGAUUCUCUUUGGGGUUCAGGUCAGGCUAGUUGGCCGGCAUAUCAAUCACAGUGAAACCACGAUCAGCAAAAAAAAAAGUUUCUGGUAGUUUCGGAGAAAUCUGGAUCUCGAUAAGUCUUCUCAGCAGAUAGAAACAUGGUGUUGUGAAAUAUUUUCACUUUUUUGUGUGAUGAAUCUUGAAUAUAUAUAUUUUAACAACUAAUUAAAUUAUGGGGAAAAUGAAAUGGUUUGGGACGAUCGAUUUUUUUGAGCUGCACCUGUAAAUGUCUGUUUCAUUUCAUAUUAAGUUAAUUUUGUUUGUGAAAAUACUCCAUCAGCCUCUGUGUGUGUCUUCUUCACCUUACACUGUGGUCUGUCCGUCGCUGCAGUGCUUCUGAUAACAUCCCAAAAGCAGAUGAGAUCCGCACGCUGGUCAAAGACAUCUGGGACACUCGUAUCGCCAAACUCCGCCUCUCCGCCGACAGCUUCAUCAGUCAGAUGGAGGCUCACGCCAAGGUGAGAAUGAUAGCCAGACAUCCCAAUUAAUCACUUUCCACUACCUCAUUCCCACUGAGCGUUUUUGGUCUAAAAGAGGUCUAAUAGACGUCUAAAUGUUGCCUAGAUGACUGGUCUAAAAUCAGACUACCACAGGUCUAAGAAGGAACGUUUUUUUAGUCGUCUAAAUGUAGACCAAGUUUAGACCAACUCUAAAUCUCGACUAUAUCUAUACUACACUGUAUUUUGCUCAACAGCUAUCAUAAAUAUUCUUGUUAAGUACUUGGAGAUCAGUUAUGCCGCUCACAGUUGCUUUUUGAAGUGAAAAGUUCUUGAAAUAAUGGAUUAAAGAGCAACGUCUAAAUUCCGUCUAAAAAUAUACGGAAUCUAGACGGUUGAAAUUAGGUUUUAAAAAAAAAUAAAAAAAUAUACGUCUAAUAGCCGUCUAUUACUCAGUGGGUUGUAGUGUGUGCUGUGGGUAAGUUAAAUGUCCUGUGGACUCAGAGAUUAACCACUUAAUUCAGAAAUGUAUGGAGUGAUGGACCAAGAAUAAAAAAUCCAUACAUUAAUGUUGAAAAUGUAAAUGCUUCAUUUUCUACAUUUCUUCUGUCAUUAAAAUUGAGAUUGAAAAUGAAUUGAUAAAAGAAAUGCAAAGACAAAAGAAGUACUUUAAAUAUUUUCAAUGUCUAAAGGACUUCUCCUUAAAUUAUAUAAAAAACUCUGAACAUUUAUCAGGUAAAAUUGAACCUUGCAGCAGCUUGACUGAUUCUCCACAGUCUCACUAAAACUGAGCGUGUCUUCUCUCCCACUUUGCCUCUUUAUUCUGCAGCUGGACAACCUCACUCUGAUGGAAAUCAACACCAUCCGGUCAUUUCUUCUUGACUCUCUCAACUGCAUGUACAAACUACGCUCCAAUCUGCAGCCUGGCUCAAGUAAAGGACAGCUCACUGACUACUGAGACACAAACACAGAGCCGCAUCAACAGGUGUGGAUAUUUACCAAGACUGGGGUUAAAGCCCUGGAACUGAGAUGAGCACUGACUCACAGGACUCUCAAAGACUGUGAGCAGAAAUAAAAAACCACAGCAUUGGUGUCACAGUCAGUUUUACUCUGCCUUUCUGAGAAGACAUUUUAUAUUAGGGACACUUGUAUUGUUUUCAGCUAGACUUAGUGGUUUUCUGCCAUUUGAAUAUUUGUAUUUAAAGCUGUUCAGUUUUUGUGAUUGCAAAAUAAAUGUGAUGAUGUUUGAAGUUUGCCUGCAAAAAAAAAAAAGUGUCAGCCAAGCACAGCAAAACCUCUCUGUACCAGGAUGCAGAUUUAUUGUUACUACAGCAGACCUUUUGUAUUGUUCUAUAGCUUUUAGCUGAAUGAAAGAAGCUUAAACUGAAUUUUUUUAAGUAAUUUUUUGACACCAUCUGAAAAAUCAAACAACUUAAGGAUUUGACUUUUUGUAAUGAGUUUCAUUAAAGCAGUGGUUCUCAAGUCCAGUCCUCGAGCACACCUGAUUCAAAUGAUCAGCUCGUUAUUAAGCCAUUCCAGAGCUUGAUAACGAGCUGAUCAUUUGAAUCAGGUGUGUUGGAGCAGGGAAACAUCCAAAACAUGCAGAUAUACUAUAUAUGCAAAUAUACUCUCAAAAACAAAA
Molecule: messenger RNA, 3728 nt
Organism: Xyrichtys novacula (pearly razorfish)
Lineage: Eukaryota; Metazoa; Chordata; Actinopteri; Labriformes; Labridae
Source: the annotation of a GenBank genome assembly